Messenger RNA from Penaeus monodon (black tiger shrimp), 384 nucleotides. Its product is annotated as ankyrin repeat domain-containing protein 27-like. Bases 1 to 384 code for a protein of 127 amino acids. The transcript has 3 exons. Gene Ontology annotation, molecular function: protein binding. The record is from RefSeq and is a predicted model, not a curated record. NCBI's taxonomy places the organism in Eukaryota, Metazoa, Arthropoda, Malacostraca, Decapoda, Penaeidae.
AUGAGGGGCACAGGGGAUACAAGAAUCAGACGGAAGCCGACAGCAACGCCUCUCCAUUUGGCGGCUCGCUGUGGCCACGUGACUUCCUGCCGGCUGUUGGUGGGCAACGGGGCAGACAAGGAAGCCAAAGACCUGCGCGGGUACACUGCUCUGCACUGGGCUGCCAAAAUGGUUUUUCAGAGUGUUGUAGUCAGCUGCUCAAGCUUGGAUCUGAGGGCUUCUCCUGCUAUACAGAACAACAAGGGAGAGACGCCUUUCCACUGUGCGCAGUAUUCGCCCGGUGAAGUAAGGAAAUUAUUUGAAGCCCAUCCAGAUAUUGACCUGAUAACAAGGGCAAGACUGUCUCCACUGUGCUGCAGAAAGAAAGAAAAGCAGAAAUGUUGA